Chenopodium quinoa (quinoa) is the source of this 968-nucleotide messenger RNA. RefSeq names its product nascent polypeptide-associated complex subunit beta-like. The record is from RefSeq and is a predicted model, not a curated record. NCBI's taxonomy places the organism in Eukaryota, Viridiplantae, Streptophyta, Magnoliopsida, Caryophyllales, Amaranthaceae. Gene Ontology annotation, cellular component: nascent polypeptide-associated complex; cytosol. The transcript is spliced from 6 exons. The coding region runs from base 158 to 646 and encodes 162 amino acids.
UUAUGAGAUAAGUAGAAAUAGCCUCACACUCUCACUCCUUUCUUUAAACCCCUUUUCCCUCAUUUUCUCUCUCCUCGACCCUAGUCCUUUGCUCAGCGGCAACUGCCGUCCACCUCUUUCUCUCUCCUCUCAUCUCCAUUUCUUCAUCUUCUUUAAGAUGAAUGUCGAGAAGCUCAAGAAGAUGGCCGGUGCGGUCCGCACUGGUGGAAAGGGUAGCGUGAGAAGAAAGAAGAAGGCCGUCCACAAAACUACCACUACAGAUGACAAAAGGUUGCAGAGCACCUUGAAAAGAAUAGGUGUGAACGCUAUCCCUCAAAUCGAAGAAGUGAAUAUCUUCAAGGAUGAUCAAGUUAUACAGUUUGUUAACCCUAAAGUUCAAGCAUCUAUUGCCGCUAAUACCUGGGUUGUAAGUGGUACACCACAAACCAAGAAAUUGCAAGAUAUCCUUCCUGGAAUCAUCAAUCAAUUGGGACCUGAUAACUUGGACAACUUGAGGAAGUUGGCCGAGCAGUUCCAGAACAGGGCACCUAAUGUUAAUGCUGAUGGAGCUGGAGCUAAUGUUGCUGAGGAUGACGAUGAUGAGGUUCCCGAGCUUGUUGCUGGUGAGACCUUCGAAGCAACUGCAGAGGAAGAGCAGAAGUCUUGAUCUGUUAGAUGAUUUUGUGUCCUGUUUUAUUUUUAAAAAAUAUUUCUGCUUCCUCUUGCCCCCCCCCCCCCCCCUUUUUGUUUAUUUUAGCAAUUUUGCUGAAUCUCCUUCAAACAAUUAGUUAAGCAAUGUGUAUUGUGACUGGAGGCAAGUUAGUUUUACCAAGCUAGAUUGAGUUUCAUCCGCAGCUCUAUAGCAAUGAUUUUGAAUUUGUCCUUUUUUGUUACAAAUCUGAUGUGAUUCUUAUCUUUGCCUGGCUAAAGAGAACUUGUUGGCACCUAUCUUUUAUGUGAAAAAUAUUAUUAUGCUGUUUUUCCUAUUA